Messenger RNA from Pollicipes pollicipes, 5252 nucleotides. Its product is annotated as F-box/WD repeat-containing protein 7. Bases 1931 to 3382 code for a protein of 483 amino acids. Gene Ontology annotation, molecular function: protein binding. The record is from RefSeq and is a predicted model, not a curated record. Lineage: Eukaryota; Metazoa; Arthropoda; Thecostraca; Pollicipedomorpha; Pollicipedidae. The transcript has 11 exons.
CAGUUGCUGUAAUCCAUACCCUGUGCUGAUAAUGAUGAAGAAUUCAGGCCCUCUUAGCUUUAUUUCGUCACUUAUGGGAUGAACUUGAACAGGGGCUGGAUAUACCUGGAGUGUAUCUUGUUUUUUACCACCCUUGCUCUAAAUGGCGAUUUGCUCGAUUUCCACUUUGCACGAUCUCAAUUCGCAUAAAACGUGAAGUAUCAAUGUUUGGUGCACUUGCCGCCAGCUUGAUAUGAGCAUGACACAGGGUUAAGGGGUGUUAGGAGAAGGACAGGGGACAUGGAGCUUCCCCCUCAACUUAAUGAAUUGAGCAUUGACACUUCAGGUAUUGACAGGAAGGAAGGGUAGAAAAUGGCUAUUAGCCCCUAAUCCAAGAGGUCUUGAAUUGCCCCUGGGCAGACAUAAGUACCACAAUGUCUUAAUAGAUUUGACCUGUAAGAUUUAGAGUUGCUGCAUUUUUUAGGUCCCGCAACAUUUUGGCCGAUUGUAUGCAGUUGUAUGUUUUUAGAUCCCACAUUUGGCAAGUAUUACACUGUAACUAUAAUUUCCUAUGCAGACUGACAUGCCAACUUAAAUAAUGCUGGAUGUGGCAAAAAAGAAGAAAAUUUUGAUAACUUGUGUGUAUGACAUUUUUUUCAGCAGGCACCUAGGACAGGAAGGCUUUAUGCAUUUUGUGCCUGUGUUAUGAUAAACUGUAUUGUAACUGGUUUGCAUAUCAAACACUAAUGGAAUGCUCCACAUUUUAAGACUUUGAGACAAGCAUCAGAUGUAAAGAAAUGGCUCACUUAGAACUAUUGGUAUACUUAUAAGUAGAAAAGACUUCUAGACAACAUAAUCUCCCUAGUAUCUAUGGUCCUCAAUAUAUCACUUUGGUUGCAUCAUGGAAUGGUUGUGCAACAUUGAGAUGCUGCCAAACUAGCCAUACAAAAUUGCGAUCCUUGCACCCACCUGUAUUACUUCAAACUUGUCAAGAGAUAGGUGCUGGAAGAAUGUUUGCAGAGUGAAAUAUUAUUUUGUGCCCAUGGUUUGGCUCUUUCCUGUGGUGUCUUUGCCUAAUUAUCAGUGAGCUUAAGAAUAAUAUGUGGAUUCCCAUACUUGGUUAUGGACAUAUUCUUAAUCUAUUUGAUUACAAGUCUUAUUCCCAACUUGUUAUAUCACAAAGCAUGAAAUGUGAUUUGUUCUCAAAACUUGCACAGCUUGCUCGAUAUUGAUCGAGAGGCAGUUGAUGUGCACUGUGCUUGGGAAUUGUGCUUGCAGGUGUCAGAUCUGAAUGCUCUUGAAAGGCUUGAUGAUAGCACUCUUUGUGACCUUGAACACAGCAUGGCCAAUGGGGUGGCAGUAUUUGAAUUAUAAUGAUAUGAAAUGCUGCAUAUCUGAAGGGCCUUGAUACAGUCUGCACAUUUUUUGCUGUUGUGUAGCUCAGAAACAAGAGGGUUUAGGUCUUGAGAAAGGCAGGGCUGUGAACUGUAUCAAUAGAUCUUCAAACUUGCUGUUUCAGUUCAAAACUUUGUACAGAUGUGGAACAACCCCUUAAAAUAAUUUGAAGAAUGCCCCUUUUAAAAAUAUUAUCAAACAUUUAUGCAACACAAUGGGCUUAGAUGUAACAUCCAUUUGAACAAUUCUGCCAGUGUUAUGAUGUUUUCUCCUAAAUUUUAGUUCUUUUAGUUUCAGCCUGCAAUACCUACAUGAUUUACAACUCAAGCAAACUAGCAUUGAAAACUGUUUUGUUCUCGGGCUGUUGAACAAUUCACACAGCACCUCAACAUAAAUACAGUAAAAGUGUUUCAAGUAAAAAUUAAGAGUGCUUUCUUCUUUCUUUGAUAACAAUAAUUGUCAACAUGACAUCUGAUGUGGAAUUCACAUUCCUGUGCAAGAUAAAUCUUUUCCAAUUGAAAUGACCUGACCAGGGACAAUCAUAAAGGAAUCUGCAAUGCCUAUCAACAAUCAAGAAUUGAUACCCACUCAGAGGAAGUACCACAGCCUUCCAAGGCACUGCAAGCCAUGCAGUGCUCAGGCUCAGGUGAUCUCUCCCCGCCUUCUGUGUGUUCGUGACUUCCGCAUUAAACUCAAUGCCUUUCAAGUCUGGUUCCGUGAGUUUGAUGAUGAACAAAAGAACACUGUUCUUCAGGAGCUGAUGGGCCUGUGCGGACCGGCGCAGAACCACCUGCUGUCGGUGCGGCUGCAAGACUCGCUGCACGAGCGCUGCCCGCCCAACUGCCAGGACCUGCUCUCAUGGCUCCCGGCGCACGUCGUCUCCAAGAUCCUCGGCUACCUGGACCCGCUCAGCCUGGCGCGCUGCAGCGCUGUCUGCAGGCAGUGGCGAGUGCUGGCCGGCGGCCGGCCGCUGUGGCGCAGGCUCAGCGCCCUCCCCGAGUGGCAGGUGUCACCCGAGACGCACCGCAAGCAGCUGCAGGAGCUCAGCUCGACCGACGGACGCGUCAACUGGAAACAGGUGUUCGUGCAGCGGUACCGGCUGCGGCGCAACUGGCUGCUCGGCCACUGCCACGUGCGCACGUUCGAGGGCCACGGCCAGGGCAUCUCGUGCGUGCAGUUUGACGACACGCGCAUCGUCAGCGGCUCGCACGACAACAGCAUCAAGGUGUGGAACAUCCGCACUAACUCGCCGUGGUCGGUGAUGACGCUGCUGGGACACUCGGGCACCGUGCGCUGCCUCCACCUGCUGGAGAACCGGCUGGUAUCCGGCUCCACCGACACCACCAUCAAGGUCUGGGACCUGUCCACGCGCGAGCAGUGGUCCAGCAUCGCCUGCAAGGUGACCAUGGUCGGUCACACAGACACCGUGCGCUGUGUGCAGAUGGACGUGGAGAAGGUGGUGAGUGGCUCAUACGACCGCACACUGCGCGUCUGGUGCGUCCGCUCUGGCUGCUGUCGGCGCGUGCUGACCGGCCACACGGGCCAGAUCCUGUGCCUGCGCUUCGAGAAACACCAGCUGGUCAGCGGUGCCGCCGACAAGACCAUCAAGGUGUGGUGUCUGUCUGCCGGCCGCUGCCUCCGCACGCUGCCCGGCCACGAGGGCGCCGUCACGACGCUGACGUUCGACGAGCAGCGCAUCAUCUCCGGCUCGCUGGACUGCACCAUCCGGCUGUGGAGCGUCGACACAGGCGCGCCGCUGGCCGUGCUGGACUGGAUCAAGAACGAGGGCCACACAGGUGUGGUGCGCUGUUUGGUGGCCGACCGAUGGCGCAUAGUGUCGGCGUCGGACGACAAGACGCUGAAGGUGUGGUCGCUGGAGACCGGCCGCCGCCUGGUCACGCUGCGCCAGCACACAGACGGCGUCACCUGCGUCCAGUUCAACGACUCCGUCAUCGUAUCCGGCAGCUACGACAAAACUGUCAAGCUGUGGGAUUUCAGUGUCUGCUAGCGCCGGCCGCCGGCUCCCGUCGGGGGAGGUCGCGCGCGGCCCGGCUGUGGCGACAGCCGCUCGCCUGGCGGCGGUCCGCGGAGAGCCGCCCACCGGCCGCGGCCACCGCCGCCGUCGCUUCGUCGUGUAUCUGCCGUCCCGCUGUCGGAGUGUGGUGUUCAGACGCGUCGGCGUCGCUACCGUGGAAUCUCCGUGUCCGGCCGCUACGUUGCUGUUGUUUGAUCUGUUGUUGCGUUGUGUUCUGCCCCGUGGGAGGGAGUGGCGGCCGCCAAUAGUGUGUGCGGAUAACGUCCCCCGUGCCUGCAGCUCCCCUGGGCAGACGGUGGUGCCUCCUGGGAGCGAUCACUAUAUGUCAGAGGUGCCCGCCGGCCCCAAGGGCGCCCGCGUGUUCGCGCUGUGGCAGCAAUAAUUGAUCGCUAAUAGUCAACCAUGUUGACGUCAGGGCUAUUGAUAUUGCUUGCGUGCUUCCGAUGGUGACAGCUGUAUGGAUGAUGAAAUCUCCCUCCGCUGAGGUGUUCAUAAUACCGAAGAGCAGUCUAUUUUGUGUACAAACACUGCUUUCUUGUUUUUAAUAUUUAUACAUAUUUGUUUUAAUACACUGCAUGUCGUUAUGCGUUGUAUUAACAGCUCCGCUGCUAGUGUGAGUUCUAGGCGAGUCAGUUCUCUGCGGGCGCCGACGUAAUUCCCGCCGGAGCAUCCCCGGCAUCCCACCGCAGGCCGGCACUGCUCUGCGCACGUGCGUACAUGCGCAGAGACGGGGCUGGCGACACUCGCGCAGUUCCAUCACGGCUAUAUCACAGAUCACAGACGUUCGAGGCCGCGCCGCGCACGCACGCUCACACCAAUAUCGCUGCCGGCCAAAUACGGGCACCGACAGGCCGCCGUCUUCUGACCGGGGACCCUAUCUCCCGGCGUCGCGCCAGCAAGCCACCACCGGUGGCAGACCAAACCGGCGUGGCCGCCGCACAGAAAGCAUGGCACGGAAAGCGACCGCAGUCCAGACUGAUGAUAAGAAACGUGAGACAUUGGGCGAUGAAAACAACAACGCGCCCGAGAUACGUCAAUUAUAAUGAUGUUCGCAACACCAAGCAAAGCCUGUAAUGCUGUGAUCGCUUAGAAUGGAAGCUGGCCAUCAUACCACGGCUCAUUUUCCCGCGUAGCGCUCAGUCAUGCGCGUAUCCUAUAUCACAACACAAAUACAUCAAUCACAGGAGGGAGUCACUGCGAGGACACAGGCGUAUAACCAUGGAAUGUUCUUCGGCGCUGGCUACGCCCUUCACUGGUUCCGAGCAAGAGGUCCUAACCACCGCACGAGGAAGACGAACCAGGAUAUGUUGCGUUCCCGGCAUUCCGGACAACCGGCGUACUCGGCGGCAUUCGGGGCGCACCGGCUGACGAUUCCAACACGACAGAAAGUGGCAAUACUGCACCACGGACUGGCCAGCGAUCCCGGCUCUACCCCACCCGAGGACAGCAGCGACUAGACAGCGGACAGCGCCGGCGUCGGCCAACCUUGCUGAGGACGGGCCGCCGGCAUCGGUGCCGAGCAACGUGGCUCACGUGACCGGCUGCACCGCGCCGACGACAUACGAGGACGGACAGCGUACACCUACCGGCCGUGUCGACCCGGGGCUCGAGACAGGCCGGGAAGCAUCCCCGGGUCGGACCAUACAGCAGGUCUGCUAGACAGCGUUCCCAAUCGUAACGGGCCCAGAAGGGGUCUCGGACCACACAUCAGGUCUGCUAGACAGCGUUCCCAAUCGCACCGGGCCCAGACCACACCACUCGGACCACACCAGUUCAAGGCCCCUUCCCAUACCACAUCAGGACAAGGAGGGGCCCCAAACCUCACCAGCCCUGGGCCGCCUCC